AUGGCGAGACGGUGUGUGGAGAUGUUGAUCAACGAGCAGAUCAGACGCUACAAUGAGAAGUUGGAGGAGAUAGAACAGCUGGAGCACGCUGAGGCUCUGGCUGUCAACCAGCUCAAACUCAAGAGACAGAACACGGUGCAUGAGAAGAAGUGCUCUGACUUGACGGUGGUCCCUGAGAACGAUGAGCCACUAGACUCUGACACGGAGGCUGAGAAAAACCUGAUGGAGCGCAUCAAGUCUAUAAAACAAGAGAAAUAA
This is a messenger RNA of Salvelinus namaycush (lake trout), 258 nucleotides long. Its product is annotated as unconventional myosin-IXb-like. The transcript has 3 exons. Gene Ontology annotation, biological process: intracellular signal transduction. The record is from RefSeq and is a predicted model, not a curated record. Gene Ontology annotation, molecular function: GTPase activator activity; microfilament motor activity. The coding region runs from base 1 to 258 and encodes 85 amino acids. Lineage: Eukaryota; Metazoa; Chordata; Actinopteri; Salmoniformes; Salmonidae.